Molecule: messenger RNA, 2514 nt
Organism: Lingula anatina
Lineage: Eukaryota; Metazoa; Brachiopoda; Lingulata; Lingulida; Lingulidae
Molecular function (GO): calcium ion binding
Source: RefSeq, a predicted model, not a curated record
CGCCUGUCACUCUCCGUCUGGAAACUCAAGCACAACCUUUGUCCUGGCUGGCGUCCUCUGGUAGAGGCUGAACACUGCAAAGACAUGGCGGGCGUCGAGAGGAAUGUUCCGUUGGUUCUGACCGUUCUGUUGUGCUGUAUGUGGAUGGGGGAUGCUCAGAGCCAUGGUGAUGUACGACUAACAAGCGGACGUACAGGGUAUCUUCAGAUUUACCAGUACGGGGUUUGGAAAUAUCUCUGUGACCGUCCCCAAUUUUUUACAGACCAGAGCAAGGGAGCGAAAGUUGUUUGCAGAGAGAUCGAAUACCCGACAGACAAUCCCCACACCUGGAAUGAUUACCAUAGCUAUUAUAGUUACAUUACGGGCAGAGUGGAAUGCAAUGGUACGGAGGCAACCAUACAGGAGUGCAAACAUUUACCCAAUUCCAACCAAAGAUGUCACAACAAUAGAAUGCACAUAACGUGCAGCGCAGAUGACCCCUGUUUGAGCUCCCCAUGCCCCGAAGAUCACACAUGUACGAAGAUCAGUGAUAAAAGAUACGAGUGCAAGCCUGUCGACCACUGUGCUUUAUCUCCUUGUCACCAUGGAAACUGUUCCCAAGGUAACGACACCGACUACACUUGUGCAUGUCAACCAGGGUGGGCGGGAAGGAAUUGCUCAGAAGAUAUAAAUGAGUGUGAAGAAAAUAACGGAAACUGCGACCACGCAUGCGUGAAUGAAGAAGGAUCACACAGGUGUCAGUGUAGAACUGGAUUUCGACUCUUAGAGAAUGGAAGGAGCUGCGGUGAAUGUUUGAUAAAUGGUAACCGGUGCGCCCACACGUGCGUGAACUCAUCUUGUGCGCAUUCAGUUCACUGUCAAUGUCACCGAGGGUAUCUCCUAGGCGAAAAUGGAUACAGCUGUAAAGACAUUGAUGAAUGCGCCAAGAAAAAGGGCGGGUGCGAACACCUCUGUGCUAAUACGCCUGGUUCAUAUCACUGCACGUGCAGGGACGGCUAUUAUCUGGGACGGCAAAAAAGGCGUUGUUUUCAACAAGCGGAAACAAUAACGGACGAAUGCACGUGUCGUCUGCGCGUGAAAGCGUCACACACCGGCCUUGGCCCGUCUCUAGUAGACCUGGUGACCCUGAAGUAUGGUGAGAAAAUACUAUGGGCUGUCGAACGUAACCAUAGGACGGCUUACAAAGUGGUCGAAAAACAUCCCAAUUUUUUAAAAACCAGAAAACGCCGAGAAAACGCAGAGGAGAUUGACACCUACCACGAUAAUGAAACGCUGUCACAGGGAAAGGAUUGUCAGAAAAUGUACCAAAACUGUCCGCGGGAUUGCAUGCGCAUGUCUGAGCUACUCUUGGGAGAUCAGGGAUUUGAUCGAUUAACGGAAACUUCUGUGUAUGGCCACCCAGUAAAUAGUUCGUUCGGGCAGUUGAUGUGCAAUAGGUUGAAAAAACGUGUUUCUCCACCAGGUGUCACUGUUAUGGUUUCGUUUUACCCUAGAGGGUGCGGAUCCGAAGUUUCGUUUUAUAAGCUCCCUUCUUUGCUUUGCUGUGAGAAGAUAUCUUCUCCGUUGUUGGCCGGUUAUUUUUACCUUUGGAACAAAAAAUGUUCAGUUGGCUAUGACUUUCGCUCUUUGUUUCGUGCAAUGUAAUCCAACUUUUUUGAACAGACACAAUUACCUGUUACCUACCUCUCACCAUGAACUGCACUUUGCAAAUUUUCUGAAACUUUUAACUCCAAAACUGGCAAAGAUACGCCAAUGGUUUCUAUUGACCUUGAAUAGCAAUUCGUAUAUUGGCAAUUAUUAUAUGACCUUGAAGAUUACCUUUGAUUAACUCUUCACCAUGAACUGAACUUUGCAAAUAUUCCAACCAGUAUAUCUCCCAAAGUGGCAGAGAUAACACUCCUUGCUACUUGAAUAGCAACUCAUAUAUUGGCAAUCAUCAUAUAACCUUGAAUUUGACCUUUGAAUUUGACAGAAACAUUGACAGCUAUCAUUUAUUUGAUUUAGCUAAAUCUCGUCAAAAUUUGGUAUUGAUUUUAUUUUUGGUGUUAAGCGCCACGUGAAAUAGUGUCAGAAUUUACAAAAUAACCCUUUUUGUUCAUCAUUAUUUGCUUUUUUAUCUGAGCAUUUUACAGCUUUGCUCAGUUGUUUUUAUAACUGGUACAUGAACGCGUCAUUUUAGAUAGUUUUCCCAGCAUCACAGUUUGCUAAAUGUAUUUUUUUCGUCAUAAUUCUUUUAGUUAAAAUUGGAUAGUAGCCCUUUAUGAAUAUCUUUUGAUUUCAAAUUUGUUAAAUGUAGGUUUUGAUUAUAUGAAAGACGUAACUACAUGUUAAUUAACCGACUUUAUCAAAGUGAAUUUAUUCUUAUAAAACGAAUGUCAAUCUGACAAUACAAGUGAAUUAAACGGCUGAAAAAGCAUUCUGUUGUAUAAGCAGUUAUAGAAAACAUUCUUGAUUUGUUGGGUCAUAUGUCGACAUGAUUUCAUUUCAAAUGUUCCUGCCAAUAUAAUAAAGUCG